ACAUCUAUGUACUAUGCAAUAAAGAAAGUAAACAAAUAAAAACGAUUUCGAGUUUUCAGAGGAGCAUUAGGUCAAUGUUUUAGCUUAUAUUUUAAUAGUUAUUUGUCAGUUUUAAUAAUGAUGUGCGAAUAAUUUAUAAAAUGGGUGUACCGAAAUUUUUUAGAUGGAUAAGUGAGCGGUACCCUUGCUUGAGUGAAUUAGUGAAGGAGUUUCAGUUGCCUGAAUUUGACAACUUAUACCUGGAUAUGAAUGGCAUCAUCCACAUGUGCUCCCACCCUAACGACUUCGACCCUCAUUUCAGAAUAACAGAAGAGAAAAUUUUCAAGGAUAUAUUUCAUUACAUUGAGGUUCUCUUCCGCAUGAUCCAGCCUCAGAGGUUAUUUUUUAUGGCUGUAGAUGGAGUUGCUCCCAGAGCUAAGAUGAAUCAACAGAGAGGACGAAGGUUUCGUUCAGCCAAAGAAGCAGAAGUAUUAGAAAAGAGGGCAAAGGAGAGUGGGGAAGAGCUGCCGUCAGAAGAGCGCUUUGAUUCAAACUGCAUUACACCAGGAACGGUGUUCAUGGCUAGACUUCAUGAACAGCUCAAGAACUUCAUUGCCUUCAAAAUAUCUACAGAUAGACUGUGGCGGAACUGCAAAGUGAUUCUGUCAGGUCACGAGACUCCUGGAGAGGGGGAGCACAAGAUCAUGGACUACAUCCGCUACAUGAAGAGCCGGCCGGACUACGACCCCAACACUCGGCACUGCCUGUACGGCCUUGAUGCCGACCUCAUCAUGCUAGGGCUGUGCACCCACGAGCCACACUUCGCUCUGCUGCGCGAAGAGGUUAAAUUUGGGAAACAAAACCAAAAACGAAUAUCAACGCCUGAAGAAGCUAGCUUUUAUCUACUCCACUUGUCCUUGCUAAGGGAAUAUUUAGAAAUGGAAUUUGGAGAACUCAAAGAGAAGUUGCCUUUUGAGUUCAACUUGGAGAAUAUAAUUGACGACUGGGUUCUGAUGGGGUUCUUGGUUGGAAACGACUUCAUUCCGCACUUGCCACUGAUGCAUAUACAUGAAGGUGCGCUUCCCAUUCUGUACAAGGCCUACAUCAAUGUGCUGCCUUCUCUGAAUGGUUACCUCAAUGAAGGUGGGACUCUGAACCUGCAGGGGUUUGAGAAGUACAUGGAGAAGUUGUCAGAGUACGAUGUGGAGCAGUUUCAAGAGACUUUAGCAGACCUCAAAUUUUUCGAAGGGAAAACUGGUCGUCGCCCAAAUGAGACCAAACGCCACAGUUACAAACCAAAUGGUCUUCAUGACAAGCUGGAACUAGAUGCUCUUAUUGAGAACACAAACAACAUGUUUAUUUCGAGUGACGAAGAUGAAGAAAGUGAGGGAAGUGAAUAUGAACAGAAGAAUUUUAUGAUGGAGUUCUCUGAACAUAAGAAGUCAUAUUACAUGAACAAACUGGAGUAUGAAAGUGUUGAUAGUGAGGUAUUGAGGCUACAAGCAGAAGGUUUCAUACGAGCUAUACAGUGGAAUUUGAACUAUUAUUAUAAUGGUGUGUGCUCAUGGUCUUGGUUUUACCCUCACAACUAUGCCCCAUACAUUUCUGACAUUAAGAAUUUCACGAAUCUGAAGCUGGACUUUGAAAUGGGCAAACCAUUUCUUCCAUUUGAGCAACUUCUUGCGGUUCUACCAUCUGCCAGCAAGAAUUUGCUUCCAGAGCCGUAUCAUCAUUUAAUGGUCGAUUCAAAUUCGCCCAUAAUUGAAUAUUAUCCUAAAGAAUUUAAAACAGACUUGAAUGGAAAGAGACAGGAAUGGGAAGCUGUUGUUCUCAUACCUUUUAUUGAUGAGGUGGUGCUGCUGGAGGCCAUGAAGUCGUGCAAUGGCCAGCUGACGGAAGAGGAGAAGCAGCGCAACACUCAUGGGCCAAUGCUUAUUUACACGUACACAGGAGAAGAUCUAGGUGAAUGUCCUGUGCCGGAGUGCUUCCCUCGAGUGGGCAGCUGCCACGCAGCUAUGGAGGCUGUGUUCAGAGAGGACAUUCUUUUGGAGAGGCACAAGCUGGUAAAGGGACUUUGUCCCGGCGCUUUGCUUGACGUAUACUUCCCCGGCUUCCCCUCCUUCAAGCACCUCAAAUUCUCAUAUUUCCUGCAUAAAGGUCGGACCAUGGUGUUUGAACAUCCCAGCAGAGGUGAAAACAUGAUAGUGAAAAUUGUUCAAAAAGACUCCCCAACACUGGAAGAAGUAGCGAAGGAGAUUCUUGGGGAGAGCAUUUUUGUUGGAUGGCCUCACUUGUUCGAAGCUAAAGUUGUUGCAGUGUCGAACAGAGAUGUGUACUGCAGACUGCUGGAUGAGUCAGCCCAGCUGCACUCCAGCAGUACUAACAGCCGGUUUAUAAUGGAGAAUAUGGAUGAAGUUUUGAAGACAAGGUGGAGAAUGGACAAGUCUGCCGUGCAGAGUAGAUACAUUAAUAAACUGGCUGUUGAUAUAGGUGAAACAGGAAUAAUUGUCCAUGCUACAAAUAUGAUUGGGCGAAAAUAUGUCUACGGUGCUACAGGCAAGAUCACAGCAGAGAAAAAGUGGUGUGAAGUGCCAUCAGUGUAUGCUUUCCAAACAACUGUCAAGGACAUUGCAGUCUGCAACCCUAGCUUUGUGCAGUUCAAGACCUUGGAGGAGUUGUUUCCACCCAAGACUGUGUGUUUCAUGAUUGGUCCCCCUCACUACGGAGCAAAGGGAGAGGUUAUGGAGAAUGUCAAUGUUCAACAAGGAAGGAUCAAGGUGAAAAUGUCGGUGACUCAAGAACCAGACCUUUCCGCCCUGGAAAAGCUACAUUUAAAAAAUUUCCAGUCAUUUAUGAACAGUAACACAGCAGCCCAGAAGCUGGGCAUAUCUGCUCACCUGCUGUCACGGGUCACCGGCUCCAUCUUCGUGGCCAGGGGCGUGGAGGGUAGUAACCCUGAGUCUCAGAAGAAGUUCAACAUCGGCCUUAAUCUCAAGUUCAACAAGAAGAAUGAAGAAGUCCCAGGCUACACGAGGAAGGAUGGUCAAGUGUGGUUGUACUCACAUAAAGCUGUAGAACUGGUCAAAGACUACAUACACGAAUUCCCAGAACUGUUUGAAUAUCUUGCUCAGAAUACUGGCAAUGAUGUCUUCUAUGAAAACCAGCUGUUCCCUGAAGGGUCUAACAAGACUGCAGAAAUAGUCAACUGGUUAAAAGAGCAGCCAUACUCUAAAGCUGAACAUUUGCCUUGUGGUUCUGACAUGGUUGAUGAAGACAUAGUUCGAAAACUCGAAAAUUUGGUGGAAAAUUUCUAUAAAGCAAACUUGGUUGGAAAGAGUAUUACAAUGUGUGUUAAACCACACGUCCUCUAUAAGGAUGGAAUUCAGUGGGGAACGGUACCUCCCGACCCAAAUGCAAACCACAGGCUGUUUGAUCGUAUUGUCAAUGUGCGAGACAACCACACUAUACCAUUGGGCUACAAGGGCACCAUAACAGGUAUUGCCAUGUCAGAAAAGGAGGAGGAUGUGCUCUACCAGAUACUGUUCGACAGGGAGUUCGAAGGCGGCCUGACCUUCAACAGCUGCGGCUCUAGGGGCUACAAGCUGCCGGCUCGCAGCCUGCUGAACCUCAGUCACGGCCAGAGACUGGAAAACAAGAACAACAAGCCUGUCACCAUUGUGCAGCACGCUGGGAGAGCAGGGCAGAUAAACGGGUCGCAAGCUGAUCAGCAAAAUUUGCAUAUUGGUCAUGGAUCUCCUAAUCGACCUGGAUCUGCAUUUGCUAGCUGGAAUGUUAGCCAGUUGAAUGGCUCCCAUGCGAACCAUGGCCGUCAGGGUCUGUAUAAUGCUUCUACCAAUGGAUCCUGGCCGUCCCCACCGAUUUGGAACCAUUCUGUGGCCUUCAAGCAGCAGCAUUACCAACCCCAGCAGCUGUACACCCCGCGGCCCGGCAGGCCGGCCGAGAUCGACUACCAGGCCAUGUGGAGUCAGCUCAAGGUUGGCAAGCCUUCGACAGCAGUGCCCACAGCUCCAUCUCGUGGCCCUGGCUCACCGUGCACACCUGAACUUCCCCCUGACGUUGGUGUUUCAGAAAAAGAAAGCUUCUUGAACAUGCUCCGGUCGCCUGAAGUGCAUCAAAAGCAGCAGCAAGAGAUCCAGAAUGUGUCUGUGAAACAGCUGUUUGAGCAGGCAGCUCGAGCAAACUGUGUCCCGAAAGAGCCCCAGAAUUACUGUAUGCAGCUUUUAACACUUUGUCAACAAAAAGGUUUGGGCAUUCCUAUUUACAACUACUCGAAAAAUCCAGCAGAUGGCAGUGAAAGAGCACAUGUGAAGUUGCCUGGGAAACAAACAUUCACUGGCGAUGCAGUCACACAAGUACAGGCGGCAGAGAAGGCCGCGUGUGCUGCCCUGCGCCACAUGGCAACACUGGAGCAGUCUCCAGGUGGAAGGGCCAGGCAAGGCCGUCUCUCGCAGCUGCCAACGCCACCACAGCAGUGGUGCAGUGUCACUAACCCCACCACGCUGGCCACCAAACAAGGCAGGCAAUGUUCAGCUAUGGAGCCUGAGUGGCGUAGAAGAGCUGCCAAUGCACCGAGCUUGUUGGAUCAGCAGAAGGGCCAGCACCAGAGCUUCCCUGGGACCACGUCCCAGCUCCCGCAAGGACCGCCAGUGAGCGUGCCUCCGUUCCACCGCAGACAACCGCUGCAUCAGCCGCACCCGAGCUGGCGUGCCAGGCCGCAGCCGGAGGAGCUUCGAAAGGCAACGGGAUCGCUGGGAUCUCCAUUCGUGCCACUACAGGCCGUCAAGCAGCGCAGCAAGCUGCCGUCGGGAGGUGUCGUCCAGCACAGCAGUCCUGCCACCACGUCUGACAGCAAGCAGCAGCCCCAGCCGGGCGGCCUGCCCACGCCGCCGUUCACUUCUAGCUCCGCACCCAAGGAUUCGUCUUCGCCUGCUGUAAAACCUGUCACACCAAAGCCUCUAGUUCCAAAACCAAAAAAAUCAAGAAUUGCUGCCAACUUUAAUAUUGAUGAAAAAAGUUGUAAGAAGUAACAGUAUUUCAAGUUAAAAAUAAAUUGAAAUACAAAACAUGUGUAUUGAUUCCAAUGGAAUUAAAUCACUGUAUUUUUUAGGUAUUAAUGGCUUAUUUUGUCUGUAAAUAUACUUUUAUGAAAAAAAACCAAUGAAGUUCUGUUAAGGGCACAAAGAAAUUUGCAUUGUUAAAUGGUUUUAUUGUUUAUAAAAACAAAGUGAGUUUUAAUUCAAACUUUGAUUGUUAAAAAUAAGGUUUUGAGAAUUGUAACUGUGUAUCAUUAACAUAACUUUUACAACAAUUGUGCUGUUUCAGCAGUAUGGAUCUAGGGUUUGUGUUCAAAUCCUUUCGUAAGCUCAUCAUUAUUAAUGUCACUGGUCGAAGAUUUAACUUGUGAAGCAUACAAAGGACUGAACUUAUACUGUAUUUAUUACUGCAGUAUCACUUGAGUUUUGUGUGUCGUAAUAAAAACUUAUAUUUUUUA
This is a messenger RNA of Bacillus rossius redtenbacheri, 5491 nucleotides long. It is a transcript of the gene pcm, whose product is annotated as 5'-3' exoribonuclease 1. Gene Ontology annotation, biological process: nuclear-transcribed mRNA catabolic process. The coding region runs from base 141 to 5027 and encodes 1628 amino acids. The record is from RefSeq and is a predicted model, not a curated record. Lineage: Eukaryota; Metazoa; Arthropoda; Insecta; Phasmatodea; Bacillidae. Gene Ontology annotation, molecular function: nucleic acid binding; 5'-3' exonuclease activity. The transcript is spliced from 34 exons.